GUGAGCAGAGCGGCACGUUUGACUGUAGAUAUGUUAUAACCUAGAGCAGAUACGGGCUGCAGAAAGGUGUGAUCGCAUUUUCACCCAGCGAAAUGAAAGCAAAAAAAUCUGAGCAAAUGCAGAGGACAAGUGCGCAUGAUGGAACAGCGAAGCUGAAAGCCAGACUCCCGGUGUUUACCAAACCCUGAGCUCCGACAGAAUCAAGAUUGCUUUAAACGCAGCUGAUCCCUAACCACCGCCACUGGUCUCAGGGGAUACUGAUGAAUGCCUGUAAGCAUGAUGCAGCGAUUUGUAUAUGGAAAUAUGGACUCACAGUGGAUACUUUUUAGAUGCGGAAUUUAAGGGCUCUGUUGCCCGGGAAAACACCCCAGAAGAAGGGGAACAGACAGGGAUACGUCUGGUGGGAGCUUUGCAAAUAAAACCGUAAGACAGCGUGAUGUAAGUAGUAUUGUUUGGCGAACACCAGCUAUGGCAUUGAAUACAUCAUGACCAAACAGUUGUUAAUUGGACUGAGAGCACAUUGGACUCCAUUCACCCUGGCUACCAAACACCAGCGCUCCUGAAAUCAAUAACUUUCCCCCAAAGAGAAGGCCAGACAGACCGUGUCUGUCAGCGGGUGGCAGGCCGGAUACAAAGAAUAUGGCCACAGGGGGGAUGGGGAUGCGGAGCAAAGCCGUUUCCCAGAAACCAAUGGCCACUGCAGCUCAGAGCUCAGUGGAGAGCUCAAAGGAAAAAGGAACUCCAGACGUGGCUGCAAGGAAAGCGAAAGCCAAGGCGGGGAUUGUCCACAGGACCCUCUGGGCUUCAGGCUAGUUGUAUUCUACUGCAGCUUCGGCCCCUGAAAUCAGCAUGGCAGUUCAGGGCUCCCCGCUGGCUCUUGCUAAGUAUGACUCAGAAAAGAAGCACCUGCAAUGAACCAGCUACAAAUUUUCCUCGGGAUUCCGUAAAUUUAACAGUAGCCCAAUGCCAGCGUCCUCGAGGAGGUGUCGGUCACUGUCCGCCGGGUCGGGGGUGCUGAAAUUUGGAUGAUGUCUAGCAGGAGAUCGCAGGGAUGCUGCUGCUUGUCCCAUUUCAACAAGGACAAUGGCAGAUUCCUCCUCUUAGCGGUCCUGAUCGCAGUUUAUCUGGCAGCUGGAGCUACGGUGUUCUCAGCCCUCGAGAGGCCGUCCGAAGUCGAGGCUCAGCAUCGCUGGAGCAGGACCCUCCAAAACUUCAGCCAAAUAUUCAACAUCAGUAUGCCUGAGCUAAGGGACUUCCUGCGGAGUUAUGAAGCAGCCAUGGCCGCGGGCAUCCGGGCAGAUGCACUAAGACCAAGAUGGGACUUCACUGGGGCUUUCUAUUUUGUGGGGACAGUAGUGUCAACUAUAGGUUUUGGAAUGACCACACCCGCAACAGUGGCUGGAAAAGUGUUCCUCAUAAUUUAUGGCCUAUUCGGGUGUGCUGGGACUAUCCUUUUCUUCAACCUGUUCCUGGAGCGUAUUAUCUCUCUCCUGGCUUUUAUCAUGAAGGCUUGUCGUGAGCGGCAGCUGCGAAGAAGUGGUCUUCUACCCCCUAACUUUCGAAGGGGAUCAGCUAUCUCUGAAGUGGACAGCCUUGCUGGAUGGAAACCAUCAGUUUAUCAUGUGAUGCUGAUUCUGGGAAUUUUUGCCGUUACACUGGCUUGCUGUGCCUCAGCAAUGUACACAGCAGUGGAAGGAUGGAACUACAUUGACUCCUUAUACUAUUGUUUUGUCACCUUCAGCACUAUUGGCUUUGGAGAUUUGGUAAGCAGUCAAAAUGCAGUGUACCAAAAUCAGGGAUUAUACAGAUUUGGAAACUUCAUGUUUAUAUUAAUGGGUGUAUCUUGCAUAUACUCUCUUUUUAAUGUCAUAUCAAUUGUAAUCAAGCAAGUUUUAAACUGGCUGUUGAAAAAGUUUGGAUGCAGGUGUUGCUCUAAGUGCCAUAAAUCAAGUGCCCGCCUUGGUCGUCGCAAUGCCAUCACCCCAGGAAGCCGCUUCCGUAGGCAUAACAUCUCUGUGGAAACCGAUGGACAGUAUGACAGUGACACAGAGGGGAGGAGGCUUUCUGGUGAAAUGAUUUCAAUGAAGGAGCUCACAGCAUCAAACAAAGUCUCCCUGGCCAUUUUGCAAAAGCAGCUGUCCGAGAUGGCCAAUGGGUACCCUAGAAACGUCAGUAUGAACAGCAGACAAAAUGGCUUCUCUGCAGGCAUUGGUGCGCUAGCUAUCAUGAACAAUAGGUUGGUAGAAACAAGUGAUUCUAGGUAGAGUUUUUGAAAGUCUCUUCUAUAAGAUAAUGACAUUUUCUUAUUUUUUAUUUAAUAAAAAUUUAAGUUAUUAGGCUGAUGUUAUCAUGGGCUUAUGGAAAUUCUUAAGUGAAGAGAUAAACUCCAAACAAACAGCAGGUCUAUUUUUUUUUUUUAAGUCUUCUCUGGGUUGCAAUACCAUCUUUGUCCUAAUGU
Trachemys scripta elegans is the source of this 2458-nucleotide messenger RNA. RefSeq names its product potassium two pore domain channel subfamily K member 12 (gene KCNK12). The transcript is spliced from 2 exons. The record is from RefSeq and is a predicted model, not a curated record. Gene Ontology annotation, biological process: stabilization of membrane potential; potassium ion transmembrane transport. Lineage: Eukaryota; Metazoa; Chordata; Testudines; Emydidae. Bases 1026 to 2264 code for a protein of 412 amino acids. Gene Ontology annotation, cellular component: membrane. Gene Ontology annotation, molecular function: potassium ion leak channel activity.